GCUGCACCCCCGACCGACAUCGCUUCGCCCACACAAUCGGCCUAACAUGGACUAGCCAGCCGCCUGCCUGCUCCACCGACACACACACACACAGCCACACUCACUCACUCUCAACCCCCGGCCAGCCACUUCCCGCCAACACCGACCGCUCUCAGCUUUCAGCAGCAGAAUCAGCGCGAAAUAAAUGCAUCCGCCGUUGGAGUGGAUUCUGCUGGCGCUGCUGGCGCUCUUGGUGGUUUGCGGCUGCGAGGCGAAGGAGUACCGCAAGGUCGGCGCCGAGUUCGUGCCGGCGGAGAGCGGCAAGCGUUACAACGAGCCGUCGUGCGAGCAGCUGCGCGCCAUGUGGCGCUUCUCGAAGCGUCAGGCGCGCGCCUCCGAGGUGACCAACGAGAUUCCGCAGUACCGCGACCCCUUCGUGUACAACGUGUGGGAACCGUACCCGGGCACCCUGCGCAGCGUCGGCGCGCGCACCAAGACGGCGUCCGGCAGCGCCGGCGGCAGCGCUCGACGCCAGCGCCUCCCCGUCUACGGCAAAAUCGUGCACACGCCGCCGCCGGGCUCGGCGCGAAGCUUCGACUCGCCGCGCACGCGCGCCUUCGACGAGCUCACCGCGCGCAUGUUCGGCUCCCCCGGACGCUCCGGCGGCUCGCGCAAGACGCUGCGCUACACCGGCGCCGACGGCUCGCUGGUGCCGCAGGCCGGAAGCUUCCAGCAGCUCAAGGACAUUGUCCGCGCCGAACGCGCCAGGGAACUGCAGCAGCGCUUCACCGACGACGCCACCAUGCAGAACUACGGACAAAUGGUGGUGAGUUUGCCGCCGCCAGGCGAGGACGACGGCACUUACGGAUCGUUCCGGUACGGCAAGCAGGAGGAUCCGGCGCGCGUGCGGGGCGUGCUGUCGUUCCCGGACGUGCUGGCGCCGGCCGCUGGACGGCUGGACGAGAUGAGCGAGUCGGGAUUCACGUCGCCGGAGGAGGCGUUCGGGCCGGAGGUGUUCGCGCCACUCGAGGAGGAUUUGCCGCCGGUGCGACUUUCGGCCAAGGCGGCCAAGCAGCGCUCCUUGGUCACCAAAGGGCAGCGCGUCUUCAAGGCGGCGCCGCGCACCAAGCAGGGCAGCGCCGCCUCCGCGGACGCCGCCAGCACGUACCCCUUUCCACCGGACACGAGAGCGAUGAGCUCGGAACGUGGCAUCCAACUCCGCUAGAGCCCAGCCAGUUGGGCGCGUGGUUCGGCCAGGUGGCUCUCACCACCACCCCCGCAUCGCCGCCAACCCCCUCUACAGCAACCCCCUCUUCGGCAUCAAGCGACCGAAACUUCACACUCGCUCAUUAGGCGUUCCGGAGAGAAUUUCACACGAUUUGGCCCCCGUUUUCGGAAAAUCUAAAAAUUUGUAAUGAAAAGAAACAAAAUGCACCUCUCAGAGGGCGACUCAACUUAGCCGCUACGACAAUGUCAAAGGGCAUCCUGGUCUCUUUCAACUCGAGAACGGGUUUGUUGAUUUUAUCCAUCAAACGGAAAUUUUAAAGACAAAAAAGUUAAAAAAAUAAUGAGAUAGACUCUUUGAGUCUUUGAAGCAAGUUUUUAUUAUUUAAAGAAGGGGAAAUGGCAAAAAUUUUAUUCCUGAAUGUUAAGAAAGACAUCAAUUCAUGACCAGUUUUGAAAUUGCUAUUGAUAAAUUCGCACCCCUAAUGCUUCAAAAUAAGGGUUUAUUGCUUUAUAUUCAAAUUUUCCCGCCAUAAUUUGAAACUCAAGGGAAGUCUUGAUUGCAAAAUCACCAAAUCACGUUAAAAGUUAAAACCACAAACUACUAGUCUGUAAUAAUAAAUAUUUUUCUUCAGAUUUCUGAUUCCCCACCAAGGUUCAAAUGCUUUUGGCGGGAAAACGCAAUACCCGGUUAGAUCGCUGUAGGGUGAGAAUUUUUCAAUCGCGAUUUUUGGCGUUGAUCAUGAAAUUGGUCUUGUUCUUCACAAUCAGGAAUAACAAGAAUCUACCAGUAUCACUUUUUAAUUCUAGUUGCAUUAAAUUUAAAUUGGUUUAACUUGAAAUCGGUUGCUAAAAAAAGUUCUAGACCAUCAUGAUUCACUUCAAAUGUUCAAUGAGGUAUAUUUAUAUCAUCCGAGGGAAACUUCUGGAUCCAAAGACAGUUUAUCAAGAUCAAAUUUUCCUUCUGCGAUAGCACAGCAGUUUAGUUGACCCAUUUAAGUUUAAAUUUUGUGACAUCUUCACGUUAAUUUUUGUCUCGUUUGUGGCAAAUCAACAAGCCCGAUCCGAAUUGUGCUGUUUUAGACUUGAAGAGACUCGUUCUCCAAGAGGUGACCUGACCCCACUUUGCAUACGCUGAUUGAUUACUCCAGCAGCAAGCAGCGUGUGUCGUCGCCGAGACCAGACACGAGUUUCCCGCGCGUUUUUUUUGUUAUUUCGCGCCAAAAUUCGGCGGCGGAACGCGUGCGGUUUGCGGCAGCGCGAUUUUUUGAAUAACGCGAGCGGGGGGUGCCGGUGUGCGGGGGGUGCCGCCCUAUUCAGGUGAGCCGCUAGGGUCGCACCCUGGCACCGGCACGCCCCCUCUUCCUUUUCCGUUGAGCUUUCGCAGUUUGAGGCUGAACCCGGUUGUUUCGUUGGCAUUCCCCCCCCCCUCCCCUCCCGCCGCGAGGGGUCGACUCGCUUGAGCCGUUUCGACUCGGGCCCUCGCGUCGGCCGCGCACCAACACGCAAACCCGCCGCGCUGCUUGCGCGAACUCACGAGGCUUCCAAAACGAAAGAAAAUCCACCCAAACGCCAAAAGUAAUAUGACAAAAGAAGGUAUUUUUACUAGACAAUAAAAUAUGAGAAGAAGAAUGGUAUGAUGCAAAUUUGUAUUUUUAAAAAAAGUUUGACAAAAACAAAAACAAGAGACGACGGAGCUGCGCGAAUUGGCCACAAUUGCAAGGUGACAAUAAUUGUACUAUUACCGAUAUACAACACACAUAUUAUACAUGUAUAAAUCGAUCAAUUUUUUCCUUGCCCUAUCACCGACCUUUUUGGAACUUGCUAUUACGAAAUAUACACACACGCAAUUAUUAUUGUCCUUUGGAAAAAGUGCCGGUCUGCGCACGGGACGCACGGGACUCCCGUCCGCAGAUCGGAGAACGUGUCGAGAAUCUAUGACAAUACUAAAAUUGUAAAAUGUAUCAUAACUAGCGUUUAAUUAAAUAUCAAUAUAAGCAUUAGCGUUUAAGGUAUGUGUACUCGCAUGUAUUGCCACCAAUGAAAAC
This is a messenger RNA of Neocloeon triangulifer, 3251 nucleotides long. RefSeq lists its product as uncharacterized. The transcript is spliced from 4 exons. NCBI's taxonomy places the organism in Eukaryota, Metazoa, Arthropoda, Insecta, Ephemeroptera, Baetidae. The record is from RefSeq and is a predicted model, not a curated record. The coding region runs from base 185 to 1204 and encodes 339 amino acids.